AUGGCUUUUCAAGCGAAGAAUCCUCUUGUGGUGGAAGCAACUGCGUUAUGGGAGGGCUAUAAGUUUGCUGAGGAAUGGGGUCACAACAUGGUUUGUUUCAAGUCGGAUUCUCAGGAGCUUAUCAAAAGUGUUUGUGGCUCUUUUGGUAGAGGGAGUUGGACUUUGUACCCAAUUCUUACCCUCAUCCGCGAUGAGCAACGGUGUUUUGAAGGGUGCGGGUGGAAUUGGACCACCAGGAAUUGUAAUCAAGCGGCGGAUCAUCUUGCGUCGUUGGCACUAUCGAGGAGGAGUACGGAAAUUUGGGUUGAACGACCCCCCACCUCUCUUGUACACAUUCUCUGUAAGGACGGACUCCCUUGUCCUCACCAUGCUUAA
This is a messenger RNA of Prunus armeniaca (apricot), 375 nucleotides long. Lineage: Eukaryota; Viridiplantae; Streptophyta; Magnoliopsida; Rosales; Rosaceae. The record is from the annotation of a GenBank genome assembly.